AUGCUGUUGCAAAGGGAGUGGAAUGGAACUUGUGGCCCCUUGACAACUAUAAAGAGGUCCAGAUUUAACCAUCAUACUGUAAAAAAGAGAUCUUUAUUUAUGAUGCAUAAGAAACUUUCUAUGGUUAGGUUUCGGUAUAGAAUUAUAAAAUCCCCGGAACUUCGAGCAAGAGGCAAAACCUGCAAAUUGAGAAAAAUCAAGCCAAGGUGGGUGGAGAAAGUUACGAGGGACCAUCAAGAGGCGCUCCAGUGGGAUUUUGAAAGUGGAUUGUGUAAUUGGCUUUCCUACUGGAAAUCUAAAAGUAACCGUCUUUGGAACCGGUACAGCUUAUCAGAUAUGAACAAUAAUACACCCAAAUCUUUAGGCGAGGAGAACGAAAUAUGUGCACCUGAGAUCUGCCGUACGCAGGAUGCGUUACCGUGUGCUGAGCCGUGUUCUGAGGAGCCAGAAUCCGGAGGGCAGGGUGGCAGUGCGGAUGCUGUCCCACCAGAACUCCAUGCUAGAGCUUCUCCAGAGGCAGAGACCGUGCACCAGGUGGAGACCAACGGGGCUCUGGCAGAGGAUCAUUGCUCUGACAUUUUCGUCUCCGUGACAGGAAAAGAAAUUGCUGCUUCAGGUCAAGAUGAUGCAGAAUCUAAUGAAGUUAUGGGUGUAGGUGGAAUGAUACUGUUGCAAUCCUCCUUGCAGGAUUCUGAUGGCGAUGAUGAUUUUGCAAAUGGACCUUUAUCCAUGGAGCUGGCACAAAAUGAGGACAGCUCUAGCCAAAUGGAGGUAGAGGGCUCCUUAAACCUGGACAUUUUUAGUGCAAAGUUACUAGAUCACCCUUAUUGUAAAAGUCCUCUUGAGGAGCCUUCACCAGAAAGCACAGGACAAAAAUCAGGAACUCGGAAGGGAGGCAAAAGGAACAAUCAGAAAGCUUCCCAGGUGGCUGAUGAGCAGUUGGCAACGUGGCUUUGUGGAUUCCUAGAUGAAGUUAUGAAGAAAUAUGGCAGUUUAGUUCCACUCUGUGAAAAAGAUGUCAUGGGAAGAUUAAAAGAAGUCUUUAAUGAAGAUUUCUCCCAUAGAAAACCUUUUAUCACCAGGGAAAUCAUGAAGUAUCGGGAAAAACAUCCAAAAACCUCCACUUGCAAUUUCCGGGUCUUCUAUAAUAAGCACAUGCUAGAUAUGGAUGAUUUAGCUACAUUGGAAGGCCAGAACUGGCUGAAUGACCAGAUAAUUAACAUGUAUGGUGAACUCAUAAUGGAUGCAGUCCCUGAAAAGGUUCAUUUCUUUAACAGCUUUUUUCAUAGACAGCUCGUAACCAAAGGAUAUAAUGGGGUAAAACGAUGGACUAAAAAGGUGGACUUGUUCAGAAAGACUCUCUUGUUAAUUCCUAUUCACCUGGAAGUCCACUGGUCCCUCAUUACUGUGAACAUCCCCAGUCGAAUUAUUUCAUUUUAUGAUUCCCAAGGCAUUCAUUUUAAGUUUUGUGUAGAGAACAUUCGAAAGUAUUUGCUGACUGAAGCAAAAGAGAAGAAUCGCCCCGAGUUUCUUCAGGGUUGGCAGACUGCUGUGACAAAGUGCAUUCCACAACAGAAAAAUGACAGUGACUGUGGGGUUUUUGUGCUCCAGUACUGCAAGUGCCUCGCCUUAGACCAGCCUUUUCAGUUCUCCCAGGAAGAUAUGCCCCGAGUGAGAAAAAGGAUUUACAAGGAGCUGUGUGAACGCCAGCUAACAGACUAAUAAAAUGCAGCCAACCUAAUUUCUCUGGCAUUUCUGACAAGUUGCAGCUGGUGUUUGUGUACUUGAAUUUCUGAAAACUUCCGUGAAUUUUGAGCGAUUCUCAGCUGAGUGGUGUGGCCACUGUUGUUACCUCAAUUUUUUUGACAAGCUCUUUAACUGGCAGAACAUAACAGAGCUGCCGUAAAAUAUUCCUUAUGUCCUUUGGUUCUCUUAUGUUCUUUCCUGUAUUUAAUAUUUAUUAUCUCAGCAUGCAUAUAGGCAAAGCAUGCAACUAAAACCAUAAAACUGUAGAUUUGGUGCACCUUUGAGAUGUAGCUAGAAAUGACAAAUACAGGUGAUUUUGUCUGGAAACAUAAAGAUGCAUGAUAUGUUUUCCGAUGCAAUAAUGCUUUGAAUGUAUCAAAAAAAAAAAAUCAAUGCCAUAAAAAGAACAGCUAGAUUCUAUUUGAUAGUUCCAUUGUCCCUGUUGUGGCUGUAUAAUACUGAAUUACCACUUUUUAGGGUGGCUAAACUCAUCUACAGAUUUAAUUUGUAGAGACCCCUUUUUUUAAAUAGUUCAACUUGCUAAUAAAGUUUGUUCUGUUAACAUUUAUUCAGCUGUCAUUAUCAGCCUGUCCCUAUAGAUAAAAAGCAGCCUUUGCACAAAUAAAGCUUCAGCACUUGUCUGUAUAAUAAAAAGUACAAAGGUGUUCAGUCAGUCAGAUUGAUGGUAUGUUCCUAUAUGCUGCAGAAGUCUCCGUGAUGUGUAUAUUAAGGAGAAUUAUAAAGCUGGCCCUGAAGAGUCACAGCUUAGAUACUAAGAUAAACUCCUUGGCUGUAACUGUUUAAAUCUCAGAUGGCUUUGACUCAUUUUUCAGUUGCACAAUAUGCAGUGAAAUGUACCAUUUCGGCAUCUCUCACUUCAGCCCUGUCUUGAAAUGAACUCCCUUCAAGCUUGUCAUGUUUAACCUCCCAUUGGCUUUUGCCUUUGUUCAAAUAUAAAUUAAUUCAUUUCUGCUGCA
Molecule: messenger RNA, 2723 nt
Organism: Nipponia nippon (crested ibis)
Lineage: Eukaryota; Metazoa; Chordata; Aves; Pelecaniformes; Threskiornithidae
Gene: SENP5
Product: SUMO specific peptidase 5
Biological process (GO): proteolysis; protein desumoylation
Cellular component (GO): nucleus
Molecular function (GO): deSUMOylase activity
Source: RefSeq, a predicted model, not a curated record